Molecule: messenger RNA, 1211 nt
Organism: Chrysemys picta bellii (western painted turtle)
Lineage: Eukaryota; Metazoa; Chordata; Testudines; Emydidae
Source: RefSeq, a predicted model, not a curated record
GGCGGGGGCAGGGAGCGGUAUUCCCGAGCAUGCUCCAAGGGGCGGAGCGUACGGGGCUCGGCGCAUGCGCGGAGGGAGGCGAGUGGGAGGCGCAGGCCCGCGGUGGCGGCGCUCGGCGAGGGUAACAAUGGCAGCGGCAGUGACUGCAGGUGGCGGCCCCGGCCCCGGGGCGGCGGCGGGGCUGGCGGCACUGUCCGUAUCGCGGCGGAAGGACGGCGGCCCCACGGGCAAGUUCUGGGAGAGCCCGGAGACGGUGUCCCAGCUGGACGCGGUGCGGGUCUGGCUGGGGAAGCACUACAAGAAGUACGUUCAGGCAGAUGCUCCGACCAAUAAAACAUUGGCUGGUCUGGUGGUGCAGCUGCUGCAGUUCCAGGAAGAUGCCUUUGGGAAACAUGUCACCAAUCCUGCCUUCACCAAACUUCCUGCCAAGUGCUUCAUGGAUUUCAAAGCUGGAGGUACAUUAUGUCAUAUUCUUGGUGCUGCUUACAAGUAUAAGAAUGAACAGGGCUGGAGAAGUACCUUUCCUGGUCAUAAUAGGCGGAGGUUUGAUCUGCAGAAUCCAUCGCGAAUGGAUCGAAAUGUGGAGAUGUUCAUGAACAUUGAAAAAACACUAGUGCAGAAUAAUUGUCUGAGCAGACCAACAAUCUACCUCAUUCCAGAUAUCGAAUUGAAGUUGGCUAAUAAACUAAAAGACAUUGUCAAACGUCACCAGGGAACCGUCACUGAUGAGAAGGCAAAGGCCACCCACCAUAUUUAUCCUAAUCCUACCUCACUGGAUGAUGAUGAAUGGUUGAGACCUGUGAUGAAGAAAGAUAAGCAGGUGUUGGUGCACUGGGGCUUUUACCCAGACAGCUAUGAUACUUGGAUUCAUGCUACUGACAUUGAAGCUGAAAUUGAAGAUGCUCCAAUUCCAGAAAAACCAUGGAAGGUUCAUGCCAAAUGGAUUCUGGACACAGAUAUAUUCAAUGAAUGGAUGAAUGAAGAGGAUUAUGAGGUGGAUGAGAACAAGAAGCCAGUGAGUUUUCGCCAGAGAAUCUCUAUGAAGAAUGAAGAGCCUGUCCGUAGCCCUGAGAGAAGAGACAGGAAAGCAGCAGCGAGUACCAGGAAAAGAAAGCAUUCACCUUCUCCUCCCCCCACUCCCGUGGAAUCGAGGAAAAAGACUGGAAAGAAAGGGUGAGUGUCAGGAUCAGACAACCAAAGAUGAACUUUGC